ACCACGUGUUCGAGGUAAACAAACUUGCGCCCAGCUGUUCUCCAUUCCACCCUUAGUAAUAAUACCUCACUAAUGUAACAACUAGGACCUAUUUCACUACACAGGAGGUACCAACACACCUUUAAGUUAACAGUGGCCUGCCUGCUAUCAACAGAGACUAUUCUAACUAAUCCAAGCUAUACCAGUCCUGCUCCUCAGUCACAAUGGAGUCUACAAAGUCAAACAACAACAAGCUGCCCUCCAACCUGCCACAGCUGCAGAACCUGAUUAAGCGCGACCCAGCAUCCUACAGGGAGGAGUUUGAGCGGCAGCACUCAGUCUACCAGGCACUGUGUGUCAUCUUUGAACAGAAUCCCACUGUUUAUAAUAAUGAUCUGCACCAGGUUGUUACGUUCUUGUCUCAGGUGGCCCAAUGUUACCAAGACAAGCUGAGUGGCUUCCCUCAGGAGCUGUCUGUGUUACUCAAGCGACACAGCACAGUCCUCCACCCUGAGAUGCGCAUGUCCUUUGUCAAGGCUCUCAUGCUGCUGAGGAACAAAAACCUGCUCUCCCCAACUGACCUACACAUACUCUUCUUCCAGCUCCUCCAGUGCCAGGACAAAAACCUGCGCAAGUUUCUGAAGCAGCACAUUGUAACCGACAUCAAGAACAUCAAUGCUCGAAGCAAGAAUGCAAAGCUGAACAAGGAGCUCCAGAAUUUCAUGCACGAGAUGCUUUCCUCCAGGCAUGCAGUGGCUGCCAAGACCUCUCUGGAUGUGAUGAUCGAGCUGUACCAUAAGAAGGUGUGGAAUGACGCCAAGACAGUCAACACCAUUGUCACUGCCUGCUUCUCCAAGGUGACCAAGAUCAUGGUGACUACCCUCAAGUUCUUCAUUGGCCGGGAUGAGGAGGAAGGUGGUGAAGAGAGUGACAGCAACAGUGACUCUGAUGAUGAGGAGGAAAAGAAGAGUGUGAAGGCGACCAUGAUGGCAAUGCGGGUGAAUAAGAAGACCAAGAAGAAACAGAAGAAGAUCGACAAAGCCAAGGCAGCAGUCAAGAAGUCCCAGAAGGAUAAGAAGACUAAGGAGAAUUUUGAUUUCUCAGCACUGCACUUGAUACACGACCCACAGAGCUUGGCGGAGCGACUCUACCGCCGCCUGGAAAAGAUGAACGAGCGUUUUGAAGUCAAGCUGAUGACCAUGAACUUCAUAUCCAGGUUGAUUGGCAUUCAUCAACUCUACCUCCCCAAUUUCUACCCCCUAGUGAACCGGUUCCUCUUCCCACACCAGCGGGAGGUCACUAAGGUCAUGGUCUUUGCUGCCCAAGCUGCUCAUCCACUAGUGCCCCCUGAUGAUCUCAGUCCUGUACUAAGGACACUGGCGGACAACUUUGUGACAGAACGCUACUCCAGUGAGGUUAUGGCCAUGGGGCUCAAUGCCAUCAGGGAGCUGUGUGCCAGGAACCCGUACUGCAUGUCUGGUGAUCUCCUGCAGGAUCUGACGCAGUACAAGACCCACAAGGACAAGGGGGUGAUGAUGGCUGCACGCUCCCUCAUUGCUCUCUUCAGGGACAAGAAUCCAGAGUUGCUCUUCAAGAAGGACCGAGGUGCCCCGACAGAACUGGGAGUAGAGAAGCGACAGGAGAACUUUGGGGAAAACCGUGCCAUUGAUUACAUACCAGGAGCAGAAAUUCUGGCGUUCAAGACGGAUGGUGAUGAGGGAUUGGGAACCAGCGAUGACGAGAGUGAUGACAAUUGGGUAGACAUGGAUGAUGAUGACAGUGAUGACGAUGAUGAAAGUAAACCUGAUGCAAAGAAAGAGAAACAAGACAAAGAUGAAGAUGGUGAAGAUGAUAACAAAGGUGAUGAGGAAGAGAAAGAAAAGGUAUUCAGUGCCAAGGAAGCUCUCAAGGAAGUCAUGAAGCUCACAGCAGAGGAGCGUGCACAGAAGGCUGCCGACAUCGCCUGCUCCAGAUUCCUUACUGAUGAGGACUUUGCACGAAUCGCAGCAACACAGGCAGCAAAACGGGUGGAAAAGUUCACCAAGAGCAGUAAGAAGAAGAAACGAGGAAGGAAAAGGAAAGCUCCAGACGAUGCAGAAGGCAGCGGUUCAGGGGAACUGGUCUCUCUGAAGAACAUAGAGAUGAUCUACAAGAAGCGGAAGCACGACAAGGACGCCAGGAUGGAGAGUGUGGCCAUGGGCAGGGAGGGGCGGGAGAAGUACGGCAUGAAGAAAGGCCGCAUGAACCCCAAUGCCUCCACCACCAAUAGGGAGAAGAUCAAGGGCAAGAGUUUCAUGAUGCUCAAACAUAAGGUUGCUGGCAAACAAAAGCAAUCCUUCAGGACCAAACAAAUGAAACUACGGAAUUCAUUACUGAAACAAAAGAAGUUUCGUUAGAUAAACUUUAUAUUGUAGAUAAAUAACAUUACACAAGUCUUUUUUUUGUCUGCAAUCACAACUGUACUUCGUGAAACCAAAUUAUUUAUUGUUGACAAAGUAUCGCAUGUUUCAUUUAUUGGCAAGGGAGUUUUAUUAUGACUGGUAAUAAAAAGAUAAACAAU
Messenger RNA from Scylla paramamosain (green mud crab), 2539 nucleotides. RefSeq names its product protein SDA1 homolog (gene Mys45A). Gene Ontology annotation, cellular component: nucleolus. The coding region runs from base 204 to 2375 and encodes 723 amino acids. Lineage: Eukaryota; Metazoa; Arthropoda; Malacostraca; Decapoda; Portunidae. The record is from RefSeq and is a predicted model, not a curated record. Gene Ontology annotation, biological process: ribosomal large subunit export from nucleus; ribosomal large subunit biogenesis. The transcript is spliced from 4 exons.